CGUAGAGAUCAGUCGUCGCAAUAUCGCCGAGGCACACAGUAGAUUUCGAGGCCAUGCGGUAGACGCUCGUUCAGACGAUAACAAUACAUAAACCGCUUUGCUUGGCUACUCGCUUGUGCAAGAUAAAUUGAAUAUUUUCUUGUUAUAACAAAAUUUUUAACGAAAUUACAGUGUUUAUUGGUUGUGUGGGACGGUGUACAACGGUUUUAACUAACUUUGUCUUUUAAUUCACGUGCAUUCUCGCGAUUUGUGACUCCCGCAAAUCAUUUGUGAAAGUUAACAGUUCGAAGUUAGGAAGCAAGAAAAAAGUCGACUACGAAAUGGCAAUGGUCACCAUGAACAAUUUUUUGAACGGAAAAGAUUCAAGAUGGCUGCAAUUGGAGGUAUGCCGCGAGUUUCAGAGAAACAAAUGUUCCAGGCCGAACACUGAAUGCAAAUUCGCCCAUCCGGCCGCAAAUGUUGAAGUUCAAAAUGGUCUUGUGACCGCUUGCUACGAUAGUGUUAAGAUUUUCCCCACCUAUAUUGAAACGGUUGCAAAAUAUUACUUUUGAGUUUUUAAAAAUUUUAUAUCCUGCACUAAGUAUUUUUGUUGGUAGUAAGUAAGCCACAAAUUUACCAAAUUAACAAAGGAUCUAAACGAAACGAAGACUUCGGAAAACAUGAUAAAUACCUAUUAAGUUUUAUUCAAGUUUAAAGAUUAUGAAAGAAAAUGUAUUACACCUCUUUACAGUGAGACACCUAAUUUUGAUGGAGUACCUAUGAACCGAAAAUUCGUAAAGCGAAUACACCACUUAGGCCCAUUUGCAGUAGGUACCAUGAAUUCUCCUUGUAAUGAAUUGUCAAAAUUUUUAUUAUUUAUUAUACAACCAUUUGCAAAUUAAUACCAUUGACACAUACCUACUUAUUUCAUAAAAAACAAUGAUUUUUAAAUAAAUUAUGGAAUAUUGAAUUUAAUUUACCAUAUAACCAUAUAUUAAUAACCAAUAAUAUUUUAGUAAGUUCUGACAUAAACAGUUUAUUUACAAAUGUACAAUUAGUUAAGACUUUAAAAAUAAUGAAAACAAAAUUAGAGAAUGAUGAUCAAAAGAAAAUUAGAGUUAUUGACCUGAUAAUGCCUACCUAUUUUAAACUAAUUAAUGCUUAACUUAAUUAAUUUUAGCUUAACUUAUUAAAUUUCUUAAGGCAGAUUAUGCAAUUUGCAAUUUUUUUAAAUUUUGCAAUAUAUUGUUACUGUUUUUUGUUUCACUUCAUUAUAUUUUAUUUAUA
Molecule: messenger RNA, 1266 nt
Organism: Diabrotica virgifera virgifera (western corn rootworm)
Lineage: Eukaryota; Metazoa; Arthropoda; Insecta; Coleoptera; Chrysomelidae
Product: protein muscleblind-like
Exons: 2
Coding region: 321-551 (76 amino acids)
Molecular function (GO): metal ion binding
Source: RefSeq, a predicted model, not a curated record